Olea europaea var. sylvestris is the source of this 2437-nucleotide messenger RNA. Its product is annotated as SMR domain-containing protein At5g58720. NCBI's taxonomy places the organism in Eukaryota, Viridiplantae, Streptophyta, Magnoliopsida, Lamiales, Oleaceae. The record is from RefSeq and is a predicted model, not a curated record. The transcript has 11 exons. Bases 637 to 2202 code for a protein of 521 amino acids.
AAUUGGAUCAUCAAUUUCAAGAAUAUCAAUCCAAUUGCAAUAUUCGUGGAGAAAAUGGUGCCACAAUAUUCGUGUUUCUCAUAAAAUCCAUGAAUAUAGUUGUCCCCGCUGAAAUUGACACCUUUGUCUAUUUCUAUUUUAAAUACUGCCCCAAUCAAAUUCUGCAUUUUUUCGGAAAUCUUUUCUUGGACUUUCGUGAUUUCUGUUUCAAUUAGGGUUUCCGGUAUUCGAAUUAUUCUAAAUCUAACCAUGAUUUCGGAAUUCCUUUUUGCAUAUGAUUUUUCCGAUUUAAGGGUUUAAUUUUUAUUGAAGGAUUAGGUGAACCCUAAUUUUGGAAAUUCUUUCUGCAUAUGAUUUUUCUGAUUUAGGGCUUCACUUUUAUAGAAGGAUUAGGUUAUUUCUCCCCUGUAUUAGGAACCCUGUUUAACAACGCCUCUAGAUCGUUAUUUCAUUUGGUCUUCUGCUAUAGAUUGAAUGAAAGAUCUGAUCUAUACGAUUUCUUGUUGUAUUAGUAGUUCUAGAUAUAAAUAGUAAUUGAAAAAAGGGUCAAAAUUUCAUUUUUUGGGCUGAAAAAUUGGGCUAAGUCAGAUAUUCUUAGAGAGAGAUUUGUACAAAUACUCUAGCAUUUACUUAAGAAUGAAGCAAUCAAAGAAGAAAAAGGGAUCAAAAGUUUCAAAAAAGGAGAAAGCAAAAAGCCCUGCUGCAUCAAGCGAAAGUUCUAACGAGAAUGUUGGUAGGGUCCUGAAAAAUUUAACGGAGACUUUUGCUUCUGUUUCGCUAGAAAAAACUGCUUACGCUUACAACGAAGCGAACGUGGAUCCAAACAGGGCUGCACAAAUCCUUGCCAGUGUGGUAGGGAGCGCAGUGGCGGAGGAUCACAGCACGAGUUGCUCAAGCUCAAGUGCAAAUUACAACAUGGAUACAAGCUCGAGUUCUAGUGGGAAUUACAGUCUGGAUACGAGCUCGAGUUCGAGUGCAUCGGAGUUGUUUGUGCAGGCAAAUGAUUGUGUUCAGGAAGGGUUUAAGCUGAAUAGUAAGGUCAGGUCGAAGAAAGUUGUGGCUACUGCAGGAACGGUGGCAACGAUGUUGGGAAAAGACUAUGUGAGGUCUACUCCAAAUAAGAGUUCACUGAAGUGGAAGCGUUUUCACGAGGAGAGCUGGAGCAGGGAGGACAAAGAGCAGUUCUUGUGCUCGAUGCUUGGAUCUGAGUGCGAGUUGAACUUGGGUGUCGUUAGAGAUGUCCUUUGUCAAUGUGGCUAUGACUUUGAGAAGGCUUUAGAUGUACUACUUGAAUUAUCUGGUUCGUCAAGUAAACAAUCCAAAUGUUGUUAUGAUUCUAAUGACGGAGAAGAUACUCAGUUUCAUCUGGAAUCAAAUGGCAGUCUUUCUGAUGGGACAUCGAACUCAACUUUUCAUCCAUCUGAAAUUGAAGUUCAAGAUAAUGUAUGGAGUGCUGCGAAUCUUUUCAGGAAUCUUUCUGAAGUUUCUGCAGCUUGUGAAUCUCACUGUUUGAAGGAGACUGGAAACUCAGAAUCAGAACUUCCGCAGGAAGUGUUAAAAUCUUUAUUUAAUAUGCCCACUCCCAAGAACGCUGAACAUGAACCUAACACCAUGAACUGGAGGAACGUGGUAAAGAAAAUGGCAUCCCUGGGACAAAGGUUGGAACCUGAUGGUGGUGAACAAGGGCAGUGUCUCCAUGCUAAAGGAGAUGAAUAUCAGGCGUUCAGAGUAACUGCGAAGCAGCACUGGGAGUCCAUGAAUUCUUAUUAUCAGAAGGCUGCAACAGCAUUUACAAAUGGGGAGAGGGGAUAUGCAUCUUAUCUCUCUGAGCAGGGAAGGUUGCACAAUAAAAUGGCUCAAGAAGCAGAUGAAAAGGCUAGUCAAGAUAUAUUUACUGCAAGAAACAGGAACAUAGAGAACACAAUAACAAUUGAUCUGCAUGGACAGCAUAUUAAACAAGCAAUGAGGCUUUUGAAACUCCACCUAUUAUUCGGAGCAUGUGUGCGUUCUGUGCGGUUAUUCAGGGUUAUCACAGGAUGUGGAAGACAUGGUGUUGGCAGAUCAAAGCUCAAAAAUUCAGUCAUUGGUCUCCUACAGAAAGAAGGUAUCACAUGGCGUGAAGAAAAUAGUGGAACACUUAUCAUAAGGCUCGACGGAAGGUCGAAUUUUAAUUUCCUAGAUCAUGAUAGCGAUGGCGAGUAACCACUGUUCGCCAUCUUUAGGAAGGAUGCUAAUUUUUCGACUGCUGGGAAAUUGGCACUGAUAAUUUACGUAGUUCUUGAUUACUCUUUGCUGGAAAAGUCACUUGAUCUUGUCCAUUAAUUAGCUAAAGGUUGUAGCUGACUUUAUAGAUAAUCGAGUGAGUGCAGGUCCAUGCUGUAUAUUAUGCACUGUCAGUUGUAAACUUAAAACUUAAAAGCCUACUUUAUAUUCCUUA